Toxoplasma gondii ME49 is the source of this 4290-nucleotide messenger RNA. RefSeq lists its product as hypothetical. The record is from RefSeq and is a predicted model, not a curated record. The transcript has a single exon. Bases 224 to 3493 code for a protein of 1089 amino acids. Gene Ontology annotation, cellular component: mitochondrion. Lineage: Eukaryota; Apicomplexa; Conoidasida; Eucoccidiorida; Sarcocystidae.
CCCGGGGCUGUUUGGAGAGGGGAGAGACCAAGAGAGCAGCUUUGCAGGAGUGUAGCCGGAGGCAAAUCUGGAUAACAGGAGGCAGCAAAGCAGAAAAGAGGCGGGAAGGAGCUAGCGGGAGAGGAGGAAGAAGGCGUCCUUGCACUGGAGGCCGCAGGUGAGAGACUCAAGAAGACAAAGCAACCUCGAGGAAGAAGCGCGACGGAAGAAGCACAGUGUCGCCAUGGCGACCUCUGUGUUUUCUUUUUCCCCUGCAGUCUCUCACCGCUUCUCUGCAAGGCUUCCAACUCUGCUCAGAAACUUUGCUGUUCGCCAGCGCAAAGCCGAGAGCCCCCAGAGGACCCAGAAGGAAAGCCGACACCAGAGGCGGUUUCUUCGGGUGUAUAGCCGCUCCAGACAUGCGGAGACUCAGCUCCCCAUUGUGUGCGACGCGUCGAGGAGUCUUGUCAAGCCGCAGAGAAAGUCACACAGUCUGAGGCAAGCCAGACACAGAAGAGAAGAAGCGAACAGAGAACCAGGAGACAGAGGAGACAGAGAAGGAGACAGAGAAGGAGACAGAGAAGAUGUGGAGAGACGAAGUGGAGUGUUCGUCGCUGCGCCUCGGAGAUUCGUUCUCCAAAGUCAAGACACGCUGCCCUGGACAAUUCUCUCGACCGCAAGGUCUUCGUCAUCGUCACCUCCACCUCCUCUGUCUUCCACGCCCAGUCCGCUCUGUCGCUUCCAUCUCGUGAGAUGGUCCUCGUUCUCUUCUCUUUCUUCUUCCUCUUCUUCUUCCUCUUCUUCUUCCUCUUCUUCUUCCUCUUCUUCUUUCCUGUCUUAUUCAUCUCCUUCUCUUUCUCCCCGAGAUGGCGUUUCUCCUUUCUCUUCCUCUUCUGCCCCAACCUCCGCCGACCUCCGCAGCCGCGACCGCGCGCGACGCUGCGCCUCCCGCGCAGGCGGCACCGGACUCUCUGCGGAGACGCUCGGAGCCGGAGAGGGCAACGAGAGCGGAUCCAGGAGACAAGAAGGCCAGGGUGAGGAAGAGAGGUCGGAAGAAGCGCGGGCAGAAAGCAGUCAUGCUGCACAGAAUCCCCCCCGACCAAGCGUUCAUGUUCGCGACGAAACGCAAGAGAGAAAAGAAGAGGGGAACGAAGGAGGUUACAAUGACGCGACGACGGAUCGGAGACGAUUGGUUCCUGGUACAAAGGAGGCGGUGGAUCUCCCUCAGAUCGCUUCGCUGCAUGCGCUCUUGAAUCCGCUGGACACCCUCUCGCAUCAGGCGUCUCUCGUCCUCCUCCCUGGUUCCUCUCAAGUGUCUCCCAAUGCGUCUGCGGGUUCCGGUCCCCUCUCUUCUCUCCACGCCGGCAGGCUGUAUGUAAUUCACACUUUCCACUUCCAUCCUUAUGAGUUUCUCUUGCUCGAAGAGGCACUGUUUCGCCUUCUCAAUAACGCCAGCGCGUCCAAGUCCGUCAACGACGCCUCUGUUGCUUGCCUCUUUCUGCAUCAUCCCCCCUACUCGCCUACGCAAUCUUCCGCGCCUGUUUCCUCUUCUCUCUUUCCCUCUUCAUCCUCUUCUUCAUCCUCUUCUUCGUCCUCUUUUUCAUCCUCUUCUUCAUCCUCUUCUUCGUCCUCUUUUUCAUCCUCUUCUUCAUCCUCUUCUUCAUCCUCUUCUUCAUCCUCCCCUUCUUCUUCUCCUUCUUCAUCCUCCCCUUCCUCUCCCUCUUCUGCGCCACCUGUGAGUGUCAUCUUUGGACUCAGUGGCACUCCGUCUUCCUUCGUGGAGAAUCCGGAGGAGGUUCUGUCUGCCCAGAAGUCGGCGUAUAUUCGGAGAUUCUCGGGAGGCGGCACCGUAGUCAUGGACGAGACCUCGUGCCUCUGCACUUCGCUGCUUCUGCCGCACUCGCUUUCCCAAGCGCGGCCGUACCCCGGCGACUUCAUGCAGUUCGCGUUCGACUUUUAUCGCGGACGCAUGCGGCGGAAGGACUUGCGAGAGAACGGGCAAACAAACGAAACAGCAGAGCAGGCAGGAAAAAAGGAGACGGAGCUUCGAACGCAGUGCGCCGUCGUCGUGGAGGGACCGGACGUCGAUCUGAGGAGAAGCAGGGGACAUCGUGAGAAGGACAGCGGAGGAGAGAGGGAGAAGACGAGCACUGAAAAGAGAGAGGAGACAGAGAGAGAACAGAUGAACGAGCAGUUGUCAGAGGAGCACGGAAAGGAAGAUUUCUUCUUUUUCGUCGCGCCCUCUCGAUUUUCUUCAUCUGCGGACUCUGCCGCGAGCACUCCUGACCUCUCUCUUCCUUCUCCGUGGUCGUCUCCUCAGAGUGACACGAAAAACGCGACGCUUGAGAGCAAGGACGCUCGACGUCUUUCCUCUCCCUUCUCGUCCUAUUUCGCUCUUCGAGAAAAUGAUUUCGUCUUCAACGAAUCUCCACGCGUCUCUCCUUCUUCAUCUUCGGCCUCUCCUUCUUCUGAUUCGUCUUUCUCUCCUUCUUCCCUCGCCGUUUCUUCCCUCUCUCCUUCUUCGUGUCCUCUCUCUCCUUCUGUGGCUGCGUCUGUGCACUGGCGGAAGGUCGCGGGGAACGCCCAGGCGCUCUCUCGGCUGUACGGACUUCAACAUACGUCGUUUCUCUGGAGUCUUGCGUCGCUGCUUCCUACGAUGAGCUCCCUCCUCCGCGUUCCGGUCAAACAGCCCCAGUAUCGUGAGCAGCGUUCGCAUGCAGCUUUCCUGGCCGACGUCCAGCACGUCCUCAAGAGGCGAUUCCGCCUACCCUGGUGGCUAGCUGGGGAGAGCGUUCAGGACGCGGGAGAAAAGGCAGGCAGUGAAGAGGCAAGGCGCUCAACACCGAGAGGGAGCGUGCAGACCGAGGCGCCGGAGGCAUAUGGCCUCGGCAGAGAGCAGGCGGCAAACGAAAAAGCGAUUGAAAUUAGCAACCAGACAGACGUACUGCUGAGUCUCAGCGUGCUCGCUGAGGAGUUAGCCGCAGACAGAAACGCAGAGACUCUCGAGUCGAUGCAAAGGCGAAACGGUCAAACUCAACGUUCGCUUCUACGAGCUCACAGGAAAGAAGUGCGAGAAGAAGAACAAGAUGAAGACGCAAGUGACGAAGAUAGAGCCGAGAGAAAGGAGGUAGAAGGACGACUCUGGCGGUGUCUUCACUGCGUGGUAACUCCAAAUGACACAGUGCCUGCAGAGUUCGUGCGACAGUGGCGGCGGGUGUACGUACACCCGAAGCGCGUGGCUCCGCGCGGUCGGGAAGGGUGCGAUAAUGAAGCAGACAGAACUGGCAACGCGGGAGACGAGGCAAAGCAGACUUCCUCUGACAGAAGAGUUCGCCAGACGCAGCGAGCGCUCUACCUCUUGCGAGUCGCCGUCGCACGAGAAGCCGUCCAUGAGCUUGUCUCCGGAAAAGUUAAGCCUUAUCGAUCAACGCGUUUCAUGGACUCCGCCGGCCGCCAGCUCCACGACGAGGCUUACAGGAGCCUCCUAGAGGUAAACGGCGUGGUGCCCCUGUGAAGGAGGCGAGGGAACGAAGGAGAAAGACGUCCUGUGUUGUCUAUUGCAGCUUCGAUGGUCUUUUUCCUCGCUCAAGAGGUCCAGGCUGACACCUGUGGAGUGCGGAGACAGAGGGCGAAGGUGGAUCUUGCAAAGGAGCAGGGACGCGCGUUUUCCGACCUCUUCGCUCGCGCGGAGUUGUCUGUCAUGAAGACGCCACACCCGCUAUUGUUCUGCUUUGUGUAGCUGUUCGUCCUCGGCGUGACUCUCCCAAAUCCCCCGUCUCUCUCAGCCCUGUCAGGUGCUAGAACCUCAGAACUGGCGAAGCCUCUUCUCUGGUUUCGCGUGUCACUUUCAUUUACCGCAGGGUCUGCGAACGUAUGCGGCAGUUGUUAGAGUUUACCUGGGCGCUGGCUCGCAUCUGCGACAAAAAAGUCAUCCAUCUGCAUGUAUACGCGCAUGCAGCGACACAGCGAUUCACGUCGUGCGUAGUCACACGCAUUUACGUGGUACCGUGCGAUCUACAGAGUAGACCUGGACGCUAUGGACCUCAGCGUUCUGCAAAGUGGAGUCCGCGAGCGAAGCAGACGCAUUUCAGCGAGUUCAGUUUUGUGUCAAGUCUAGGUGAAAUCGUGCAGGGACUAUCUGCAAGUGAAAUGAGUCGGCAGCAAGAAAUAAAUAAGCGUUUUGCUCCAGCCAAUCUGAACUCGUGACGUCUUUGAUGUGCAUCUGUCCAUGCUGGUUAGGUUUCUUGUGUCCAUCAGUUUCUCACUGCGUACUAACGAACAGACCAGAAGGGGUCUGUGUAGUAAGCGUCC